AAACAACUCGACCACUAACAGGAAGGGAGGGAGUGUUCAGUAGGUCUAACGUUACAGCAAGGAAGCAACCAUUACCGGCUAGCCUAGCUCGUUAGCACUGUCGUCCGGAGCUCAUCGCUUACAAGCUAAAGUUGGCAAGUAUGCAAUCAUGUUGGUGUGCAUGCCUCAUGGGGCACUGAUGUGAAGAGCAGUGGAAGAAGGUGUGUGCAUUAUCAGAAUGGAUGGACAGACUCAAAGGAUUCAACUUGUGUCAGCAGACAACAACAUGGCUUUAGGACACAGAAUCCAGAUUGUUACUGAUCAGCAAACUGGCCAGAAGAUCCAGAUUGUUACAGCACUUGAGCCAUCUUCCCCUGGAAAGCAGCAGUUUAUCCUAGCAAAUGCUGACUAUUCCUCUGGUGGGAAGGUGAUCCUGGCAAAGCAGGAAGGCUCACCCAACAAGCUCAUCCUCACCACUCCAGACGGCUCUGGGGUUAACCAGCUGUUGUUUGCCUCCCCUGAUUUGGCUGGGCAGCAGAUUCAGUUUGUGACUGAAGGGUCAGACCAGUCCAUUGGGAAGCCAGUUGUGGAGUACUGCGUUGUCUGUGGGGACAAGGCCUCAGGGCGUCAUUACGGAGCUGUUAGCUGUGAGGGCUGUAAGGGCUUCUUCAAACGCAGCAUUAGAAAGAACCUAGUGUACACGUGCAGGGGCUCCGGAGAGUGUGCCAUCAACAAGCUCCACCGAAACCGCUGCCAGUACUGUCGACUGCAGCGCUGUAUAGCUCUGGGCAUGAAACAGGAUUCUGUGCAGUGUGAGAGGAAGCCUGUUGAAGUGACCACCAGAGAGAAAUCCAUCAACUGUGCAGCCUCCACUGAGAAAAUCUACAUCCGCAAAAACCUGUGUAGCCCUCUGGCUGCCACGCCCACUUUUGUGUCCGACAAGGAAACUGCUAGGUCUACAAGUUUGCUUGAGUCGAGCAUGUUGCUCAACAUCCAACAGCCCUUCCCCAAGCUGGAAAACACCAUCUUGAUUCCAGCAUCCCCUGACAAGGACGAUCCAUCCCAAGGGGACCUCGGCACGCUGGCAAAUGUAGUGACCUCCCUAGCCCACCUCAACAAGGCAAGGGAGGCAAGUGACUGCAGCAAUGAUCUGAUGGGAGAAGAAACGCUUAGCAACGGGGACAGCUCGAUGACAGACAUCCAAGGAGAUGAGCAAACCGCAAGUGAUAUCACUCGAGCUUUCGACACCCUGGCCAAAGUCCUGCACCCGGGUGAGGUCUCAGCAGGAGAGUCCUUGGAGGCCACAAUGCAGCUAAUGUCGGGGGACCAGUCGGGUCCUGUGGUGGAGUUGGAGGGGCCGAUACUCUCUGACAGCCAUAUCCCUUUCAAGCUUAUGAUGCCUUUGCCUGUGCCAGAGUACCUCAAUGUCAACUACAUCUGUGAGUCAGCUUCCCGACUACUCUUUCUCUCUAUGCACUGGGUACGCUCCAUCCCUGCCUUUCAAACUCUUGGUGGUCAAGAGAAUGACAUUAACUUAAUGAAAGCCUGCUGGAAUGAGCUGUUUGCCCUGGGUCUGGCACAGUGCUCAAACAUCAUGAAUGUCGGUACCAUCCUAAGUGCCAUUAUCAACCAUCUGCAGACCAGCUUACAGGAAGAUAAGCUGUCCCCAGAUCGAGUAAAACUAGUAAUGGAGCACAUCUGGAGGAUGCAGGAGUUCUGUAACAGCAUGACCAAGCUGUCCCCAGACUCUUAUGAAUAUGCCUACCUCAAAGCCAUCAUUCUCUUUAGUCCUGAUCACCCAGGCAUCGAUAAUACUCCACAGAUAGAGCGGUUUCAGGAGAAGGCCUACAUGGAGCUGCAGGACUACGUAACCAGCACCUACCCAGAAGACUCCUAUCGGUUAUCCAAGCUGUUGCUGCGUCUUCCCGCCCUGCGGCUGAUAAGUGCAGCCGUCACUGAGGAGCUUUUUUUCGCCGGGCUCAUUGGCAACGUGCAGAUCGACAGCAUUAUCCCUUACAUCCUCAAAAUGGAGUCCACCGAUUAUAAUAGCCAGACGGUCUGUGGGGUCUGACACACUGCCAUUUGUAAUUGCAACAUUGGACUGUGAAAACUGGACAGCCAGCCAAUCGGAGUGCUCAACAGACCGGUCACUAAGUGGUCACGACAAACUGUAUUUAUGACACAGAAUUACCUUGCUCCUACUCCUCAGUAACCAGUCAGUAGAGCACAACUCACAAAGAGGACAAAAUAAAUCAACUCCAGUGGCAAGUGAGCCUGCCAAUAUCUGCCCAUUCAGGAACGAACCCUUGAAACCUGCAUAGUAGAUUGCGCUUUUUAAUGUACAAAGUAUUUUAUGCUUCAUCGCCUACAGGCCUUUCCUUUUUCAGCAGAUGUUGUUUCUACUUUAAAGGUAUCAGGAUGGUUUUGUUUUUCACUGCUUUCUUACAUGGUCAUGCUUUUUUUAAUUUCUAAUAAUCAUCAGGAAACAAUUGUAAUAAUGUGAAUUGAGUUGUGAGAUGUUAUUGCAAAAGGUUAUAACCUUUAUUUCUUAUUUGUUUGCCAAUCCAAAGGAUCGGGCACCAUCAUGAAGUUACUGUGUAUAUAGAUUUGUAUAUAGAAUGCACCAAGAAGGCUAAAUUGGGCAGCACUUGGCAAUUCAUGAAUUACAUCUCUUGGACAAAUUGAAGUGGAUGGAAAAUGGUCAAGUCCUUUGAAAAAUAAAAACACUUUUCAAUCACAUUUCUCUAUUUACACAAUUGAUAUUUCAUUUUGAUAAAAUAUCUGUAAAGAAUGUG
This is a messenger RNA of Etheostoma cragini (Arkansas darter), 2774 nucleotides long. RefSeq names its product nuclear receptor subfamily 2, group C, member 1 (gene nr2c1). Gene Ontology annotation, molecular function: nuclear receptor activity; zinc ion binding; RNA polymerase II cis-regulatory region sequence-specific DNA binding. Gene Ontology annotation, biological process: anatomical structure development; cell differentiation; negative regulation of transcription by RNA polymerase II. NCBI's taxonomy places the organism in Eukaryota, Metazoa, Chordata, Actinopteri, Perciformes, Percidae. Bases 218 to 2050 code for a protein of 610 amino acids. The transcript is spliced from 14 exons. The record is from RefSeq and is a predicted model, not a curated record.